GAAGACUCAAGUCCUGUUACUGAGAUUUGCUGCUGUUGCUGUCCCUCCUGGUCUGGCUCAGGAUGCCUCAUUGGCCUUACAAGUUGCAGAGAAUCAUAGCUGACUGUGUAGCCAAUAAGAAGGAUUUACCCACCGCAGGAGAAACACAGCCUAUAGGCAUCCUAUUCAGACCAUCCCUGCCAUCUGGAAACACAGCUAUCUGGUUUCUUACCUGGGAACUGCAGCAAGUGAUGAGAGAGAAUCAGAGUCUACGUCAGCAUGUUGAGGACUUGACAAAGAAAGUGUCUGUGAUGGAGUCCAGAUUGGCCCAUCUAGAGCAAGCCCCAGCCCCAGAUGUGACUGGACUCCCCACAGGCACUGUCCCGAUUCCCAAGGUGGGGGAGAUCCAGAUACCCCUGGCAGAGAUGGAUGAAAUGAGGGCAAUGGAUUGUGGGAGAACUGGAACCAACUUGCCAACUGGACACUCUGAGGCUGUGGAAUCAGAAGAGGUUCCAUCUACCGCCGAGGGACAGUCCCUGCCCCAUAACCCUCCUGCAGCAGCCAGCAUACCCGACAGCUCCCUCUUGCACAUCUCCCCUGAGGAGGACAGGAGACUGUUUGAGGAGGCCAAGGGCAACAUUGCCAAGUAUGCCCUGGUAGUGUUCAGACACACAAUGCCACAGGAUUAUUAUCAGCAGUGGCGGGGAAAGGCCAAUGUGUCCGGCACGCACCAGAAAGCUGCCCUGUCGCCCAAUCUGGUAAAUGCAGUGUUCAAAGCAACAAAGAGAUGGAAGCCAAAGCUGGCAGGCAAAGACUAUAGUAACAUCAAAAUCCAGAUCAACAACUUCAUGCGAUCCCGGAAGAGCAGAAGCCUGAUUCUAUCUACAGGGCAGAGGUAACAGCAUAGCUCCCCCCAGUAUCCGGGCUUUGGAUCCUGCAAUUAAGAAACCAGUCAGCACUUUGAAUCUUCCCAGGGCUCCCAUGGGAGUUGCACCUAAGUUACACCUGCCGGAACAGCACAGUAUGGAUCCCAUGGGUUUGCUAAUUGGGAGCCAUUGUUGUUUUAUCUUCCUUAAACCAAGGAUGGGAUCAAUGAAGCAGUGCUGCCAAAGGACACUUACCAAAUGUUGAUAAGACUUUCACUAUCCAGGUGAUGAGCACAGUAUAAUUGUCUUAAGUAGAUUAGCUAGUCUGAAGUGUCUCUGCAAGUCAAUGUGAGGUAGAUAAGAAUUAUUAUCCCAAGCAUUGGUAACCUCUUUCAGAUUGCCAGGAGUUAGAAACCCCAGGUUUAAUUAAUGUACAGCAUUGGGAUCCUUGGAGCUAGACAGAUGGUUUCCAACUUGUGGAACGUGCCCCCCUUCGUUUAAAUUUUAGCAAAUUGGUGGUCACUUGUUAAGAGCAGAGCAAUGUU
Molecule: messenger RNA, 1390 nt
Organism: Dermochelys coriacea (leatherback sea turtle)
Lineage: Eukaryota; Metazoa; Chordata; Testudines; Dermochelyidae
Exons: 2
Coding region: 63-878 (271 amino acids)
Source: RefSeq, a predicted model, not a curated record